UCUAAAGGAAACAGACAUAAUUGCUCCCAACAAACAUAUUCUUUUUUUGCAUUUGGAAACCUGCGCUCUUGAAAUAUUUCAAACUUAGACUGCAUUUUGCAGUAUAAGAGGAACUGACUCUAUAUCUCCCCUUUCUUCUCCACUGCAUUCUUUCAUAUAUAAUUCACAAAAAGAAAAAGAAUUAUUCAUCUCCAUCACCUUUUCCUGCUAACACAAUAUCCCAUCUCUUCCAUCCCAUGAUGAGUCAUUCUUCCUCCACCACUUCUGUCAGUGGUUUUUACAGUUUUUUGGCCCAAGAACUUGACAAUCUUGAUCAUCUCUUUCUUUCUCAGAACUUCAUGUCGAUCAAGUUCCUUCAACAUGUACUCUCAUCCCUCCGAUCUUUCCAUUCCCAGUUAACCCUCUUGGUUCAAAAGUUGAACUUGCCUGUUGGAGAGAAAUGGCUUGAUGAAUACAUGGAUGAAAGCUCCAGGCUAUGGGAAGCUUGCCAUGUGCUGAAAUCAGGGGUGUCUUCCAUGGAAAACUACUAUUCAUCUGGUGCAAAUAUACUAUCUUCGCUUGAUGAUCGUCGCGUUUUAAACUCUCAAGUUUCCCGCCAGGUUAUUCGGGCGAUCAGUGGCUGCCAGAGGGAAAUGAUAGCGCUUCAAGAGGAGAAUAAGAGCAUAGCAGAAACAAGAGUGCAGAAUCUGUGUCUGAGGUUUGAUGAUAAUGUGUUAACAGAAUCAAAGUUCAACAAGUACAAUGGUUUUAGAGGAGUCCUGUAUGCAAUGAGGAAAGUCAGCACAUUGCUUCUAGUGAUUUUACUUAGUGGGCUUGUGUAUUUUUGGCCGGAGACCAGCUUUUUCCAGGGGCGAUAUGAAGGGGACUCGUUAUCCGGCUCAGCCUUCAUGGUUUCAUCUGCUACAUUGCAUCAAAGAGUGUCAAACGCGAUGAAUCGUCUGGAAUGUCAGCCAGGAAUCCUUCUUCAUGAGUUGCAACAGGCAAGGACUGCGAUGGACGAGCUGAGAACAGACAUGGAAAGCACCAUGGAAUACGAAACGGAGAUCGAUAUUCAUGAUAAAGUUGAAAACUUGAAGAGCUGUUUUGGAGUUUUGCAGUGUGGGGCAGAGAGCAUAAUUGGGCAGCUUGAUGAUUUCUUUGAUGAAAUAGUUGAAGGUAGGAAGAAGCUUUUGGACAUGUGUUCUCAUAGGUAGGGACAGACAUAGACAAGAAACAGGAAAGAGAUGUGAGUUUGACUGUAUAAGAGAUCAGAUGA
Messenger RNA from Sesamum indicum (sesame), 1255 nucleotides. RefSeq lists its product as uncharacterized. Lineage: Eukaryota; Viridiplantae; Streptophyta; Magnoliopsida; Lamiales; Pedaliaceae. The record is from RefSeq and is a predicted model, not a curated record.